AUGAAGCCGGAGGCUCUAAACAAAACGGCCAGUUUGAAGGUCCGUGUGCCCGACAGAACCCGCUUCGUCCAACGGUGUUCCCUCGGAUUUCACGACGUCCUGAACCAGUUCAACACCAAGACGCAGACGGGAAGAAAGCGUGUCCAAGAAGAACUGGAUGGCAGUCGAGCGCGUCAUUUCGGCAAGCCAUACGAAGGCUUGAGUAGUUAUGAGACCCAAGAAGACGAGGACACCGACAGUGAUUUCAGCGACACUGAAAGCUACUAUACCACCUCAUCAAACGUAGACCUUACGUUCGGAGAUGCAGCCGAGCGUUAUGGCCCGCUCGACGUUCGAAGUUAUGGAGUCUCUCAUACCAUGGACAAGGGCGGCAGCAGUGGCAGUUCGGGUAUUGAUAGCGACACAGUCAGCGAUGGGGACACUGAAUCGACUAUGGCGUCCAUUGUAGGUAUCCGUACCGAGGAGGAUGCCUUCAAGCAUGAUGCAACGAACGUCGGAUGUGUGGAAACGGAUUGCAAGGAUUGUCAGCCACAAAAUCACGAUUCAUCCAAAAACGAAGCAGCUCACCUCCAUCCCAGGAAUGAGCGUCCGAUUACAAUGGAGAAGGUACUAGGACCGUCAUCGAGCUGUUUUACCAGGCUUUACGGAACGACCCCUUCAGUCAGACCAAAUACGCCUGCAUCAUGCUGGCCUUCCACACAGAAACCUAGUGCUGAUCCGCCCACUAUCUUUGGCCCGAAGGAUACGGAUACUGCGCACCUUGAAUUUGAAAUUUUGGACGAAUGGAGCGGGCCCCGUGCUCUGGUGCUGGAAUCGCUCGAAUACGGAACAAGCAGCAGGUUGGAGAUACAUAUUUCCAAGGGCCUCCAUGUAGUGGCACCAGGCGCGAAGUCUAAGGUGCACAACAUGGUUUCGGAUUCACCACUUGUCAAACUUAUCCUCGCUCUCAAAAUCAUCGGGGAGAACAGUGGACCUUUCUACCGCCGUUUUCAAAAUGUCAGAUACGGUUCUUCAGGGAAAUUGAAGGUGGAUGUUCUUCCAGGAUUCCGGGUAGCGGUAACCAGCCCGUCCAGCUCCGAAGAGCGGGAGGAAACGAUCGCUUCUAUGCCGGGUGCAUCCCCCUUAACGGUGGGAGACCCCUGGAAUUCUUUAUUCCAAGGAUUGAAUUCAAUGUCGGCGGAGUGCGCGGCACCAACAUCGGAUGAAGCAACGGCACUGGUAGCUUCCUCAAGUCCUUUGGUAUCUUCUCAACAGCCGGUUUCGCCUGAUGAUUCGAGUUGUCCCGCCUCACAUUCAUCAGAUACCAUGCACGAUGUUGCAGCUGCCCAGGGUGCGAAACUAAAAGCGAAUCGCGCCGACCGUUGGUUACUGAGUGUGUUAAGAUGUAAGGACUGGAGACGCGCAUUCGAUACGUGGCGUGAGUUGCAUCUAGGGAACUGUUUGCAUUUCGAGUGUCGCUCUUUGCACCAAUCGGGCAUGGGCUCAUACUCAUCUUUAGUCCCUACAUGUGUGGAUUUUAGACGAGGACUGAUGGCCAGGACCAUUUUCCACAUCAAGACCUGUCACAAAUGCGGUGCUCAACGAGUUCCCACACCACUCUGCACCAAAUCAACGGGCGCUGAAAAUCCUCCGUGCAUUCAGUUGUCGUCACAGCUUGACUCCCUACGGUCAUCCAAGGAAGCCUUAGACAGCGAUUCAGAGACUUGCAUUCCAUCAGACCCUGACCCCUUCCCGUCAUCCAAAGGGGUCUGGGACAGCGACUCGAACACCCAGGUACGAUCAGACCCUGAUUUGCUCCAGUCUCCCAUCGGAAUCUCAAUAUGCAACUCGUCGGAACCCGCACGAUUUCGUCAGACUGUAAUAGAACCUUUGAGAAAGAUCGCACCCGAGGAACAGCUGUCCUCUUUGGGAUUGGAUCCUCCGGAACGUUCCCAGCUGAUAGGUUCGCCGAAUGUUAACUGGCAAGAGGCUGUUUACGAUUCACCCUGCCCUGAGAACUGCAACGAAUUGCCCUGUUUUAAGGAACGCGACGGCGUCAAUCUUCUUUCAGCGCCGUGUUCCAUUCGCAGUCGCUCGCCGUAUCCAAGUGUUACCGCCCCUUUGCCGAACACCAACAACACCAACCCAUGUGAUCGUAUGAAGGUUCGCAUUCGUCGAGCUACCCACAAGAUUGCGUCUGCAGCUCUAGUAAGAGAGUCGAAAGCUGCGUUGGCGGCAUUAAAGUGGAAGGGCAGAAGAGUAUUCAACAAAGUGAUGCUUAUGUUAGGCAUCAAAGAGGUAAAAUAUUAUGAAGCACUCUUGAAGGAAUGGGCCGUGUAA
This is a messenger RNA of Westerdykella ornata, 2319 nucleotides long. RefSeq lists its product as uncharacterized. The record is from RefSeq and is a predicted model, not a curated record. Bases 1 to 2319 code for a protein of 772 amino acids. NCBI's taxonomy places the organism in Eukaryota, Fungi, Ascomycota, Dothideomycetes, Pleosporales, Sporormiaceae. The transcript has 3 exons.